CCAGAGAAGGAGUUUAGUGCUCGGUUGCGGUAUGAGUGGAGUCGUGAACGCACCCUCCAUUGAGAAGUUCGUCAGUCACUCACACGGUAGCAAGCUGCGGAAUUUGAAGAGUUCUACUGCCGUUAUUCUUGUCUACAAUGAGAGAACUUCACUUUAAGGAUUGCUUUUGGAACAGGGAUUUCACCGGCACUGGGGGUUAUGACAGUAUCAUCCAGCACCUCAACGAUGGCAAGAAGACAUGCAAGGAGAUAGAAGACUUCAUGAAAGCCAGAGCAUCCAUAGAGGAGAAGUAUGCCAAAGAGCUACUGGGUCUCUCCAAGAAGGUGUGUGGGUGCAAUGAGAUGAACACACUGAAGAGAUCUCUGGAUGUGUUCAAACUGCAGACUGAACAUGUGAGUUUGUCACACCUACAACUGGCACAAACAAUGAGGGAUGAGGCAAAAAAACUUGAGGACUUCAGGGAGAGACAGAAAGAGGCAAGGAAAAAGGUUGAACAACAGAUGGAUGCCCUACACAAACAGAGGGCCACUCAGUUCAAGAAAACCAUGGAGUCAAAGAAGACAUAUGAGCAAAAGUGUCGAGACAAAGAGGAAGCAGAACAGAACAUGAACCGAAAUGCAAGCACCAGUAACGCCAAGCAGCAGGAAAAGCUAUUUGCGAGAGCAAAUCAAGCAAAAAUGAAUGCAGAGGUAGCUGACAGGCUAUACAUGCAGAAUGUGACUGCGCUGGGAAGAAUCAGGGAGGACUGGCAGCAGGAGCAUGUCAAAGCAUGUGAGGUAUUUGAGAAGCAGGAAGUUGAGAGGAUUAACACUCUAAGGAACAUGGUGUGGACUCAUCUCAACCAGCUCUCCCAGCAGUGUGUCACCAGCGAUGAGCUAUAUGAGGAAGUGAGGAAGUCUCUUGAACAUUGCGACAUACAGGAGGACAUUGAACACUUUGUGAACCUCAGACGGACUGGGGAUAAACCACCAGCUCCUAUUCUGUAUGAUAACUUCUACGGCAGUCAGAGGGUCCUCGUAGCACCAUCAGUCACCCAAAUGGCUCCAUCUAUCACCAGGAGACCAUUGCCUAAUCCAACCAACACCGGAGGUGAGAUCCAGAUCGAGCCUACAGUGUUAUACAAUACUAGCACACGGUUAUCUAUGGGUAUUGAUAUCGACUGCCUGGUGGAAUGCUGAGUGUGGAUCCCUUCAGUGAUGGAUGUAAAGAGUGGACUUUGUGCUUUGUGCAUUCAACAGUGACACCUUGACAAACUAAUUCAGAAUCACCACCAACGCUGACGUUAGUACAGCAUGUUUUGAUUAUGUCAUCAUCAUUGUGGUUUUAUAGCUGUGUUAUAAACAGUAAGGUUAAGUGUCAUAGCUCAUAUACAAUAUAUGUCAAUUGGUAAUAUAUUUAGGUUUUGUACAGUCUAAAACCAGGAAAUAUUGUUAAAGCAAAAAUAAAAGUAAUCACUACAA
Molecule: messenger RNA, 1460 nt
Organism: Oncorhynchus gorbuscha (pink salmon)
Lineage: Eukaryota; Metazoa; Chordata; Actinopteri; Salmoniformes; Salmonidae
Product: proline-serine-threonine phosphatase-interacting protein 2-like
Exons: 15
Coding region: 138-1178 (346 amino acids)
Biological process (GO): actin filament polymerization
Cellular component (GO): actin filament; plasma membrane; cytoplasm
Molecular function (GO): actin filament binding
Source: RefSeq, a predicted model, not a curated record